UUAAAUGGAUUUUACGAAGUAUUAGUAGCCGUGCUGCUUAGAGAAUACAAAUCACAAUGCCAGGAUUAAUAAACCGCCAUACACGUACAAUAAUCCCGCUCCAGGGAAUACGUGUGUCGUCCUGCGUAAACGGGCAGUCCCUAGCAACUACAUCCGCGCUUACGUAUUAUAACGAUGAGGACCAUGUGGUUGAAGGGUUUUUUGUGCUUCCGUUGGACGAAGCUAGUUCGUUAGUGGGGUUUGAAGCCCACCUCCAAACUCGUAAUAUUACAGUACAACUCAAGGAUAAAACAGACAUAGAUCAUUUUAACGAGCAGUUAAGUGGAGGAAGCCAAACUUAUUUGGGACAGGGAAAGUUCUCUCUCACUGAAACAGAAGAACAGACAAUAUUUUGUGCAAAUAUUGGAACAAUUCGACCUUUUGGAUCCGUGACACUUUUGUUGAGUUUAGUUUCUGAGUUACAAACGAACCUAGAGGGUGGUGUUGUUGUCAAGUAUCCCUGUGUUUUAACUCCACGUUUGCAAACUGAUUUUCGAAAUUUUUCAACAAAAGAUUCAGAUUAUCAUUCUGUGACUAACGAAGAUUGCCAUGAACAUCAAUCGACGGAGGAUCUUCUUUCGGAAACCACUUUUAAAAAGUUGUCGCAAAUCGCCAACGAAACGCCUUACAAUCCAAUGGAGUACAAUUUUGAAUUUCAACUGGAAGUGAAAGCUCCGACGUUGUUAGCUGGGGUGUGGAGCUCGAGUCAUUCGAUUCGCGUUGACGCUGACCCUUUUGCGAAAGACGCAUCCUCAGUUUUUGUGACUCUUGCCGAGCCACAUUCGAUGGACCGAGAUCUUGAAAUCAUGGUCUUCCGAAAAAACACGAGCGAACCAGUAGUUAUCCUUGAGCACGGGAACAUGCGCCCGGAGGAAUACGAGGCGUAUGUUAAAUCAGAAACCGAAUUUAUUCGCGAUGCUGAUCUUGGAGAUGAAAAUGAACGGAAUGUUUGUUACAUAAAAAAUCGACUUCAUAAAGAUAUAAUGCAUGUGCCAGUCAUUAUGUUGAAUUACUUUCCAAACUACGAAGAAUUUAAAAAGAAACUCUUAAGGGAUGAAUUUGAAGUUCCGGGGGAAUUUGUUUUUAUGGUCAACAGAAACAGCAGUAUGUGUGGUGACACAAUCGCUAACACACGAGAGUCCCUUCUCUUAUGUAUCAAAAGUCUACCUUUUUCGUGUAGGUUUAAUGUUAUUGGCUUUGGUUCGACAUGUAAGCCAGCAUUUGAACAAAGUCGUCCAUACACGCAGGCAAAUGUCGAGGAGGCUAGCAACCACAUUCGUACUAUCCGUGCGGACCUUGGAGGGAAUAAUUCUGAUCUUCUUUCAGCUUUAUCUUGGGUUUACGAACAUCCUGUUGCUAGGGGUUGGCCAAGGCAAGUUUUUAUUAUAACUGAUGGUUCAAUAUCAAACACCGGACAGACAAUUGAGUUGAUCAGGGCAAAUAGAAAUACUACAAGAGUACACGUUAUAGGGGUUGGAUACAGGUCUUCCACGAUACAACUUGAAACCAUGGCAAAUGUUGGUAGAGGUAGUGCAGUAAUGAUUAACACCGGAGACCGAAUGCAUAAGGAGGUGGCUGACCUUCUAAAAAGGUCCUUACGGCCUUGCAUCAGUGAUAUUACCUUCCAAUGGUCUCUUCCGUACGGGAUUGAGUUAUGUCAGACGCCGACACACCAUCCACCUUUGAUGCAAGGAGAGUCAAUUGUGGUAUACGGACUCCUAACGGACACGGCGGGAAUGAAAACGACAGUUGGAUCUUUCUUGAAGGAAGAGCGCCAUAACCCAUUCCUCGAUAAAAAUCUGUCAGAUGACCAUAGUGUCGAUCUGGAAGAAGAAAAACACUCAUCGUUUUCGCCACAACAGGAUAGCCAGUCAAGCAACCGCUCAUUUAUUGGAAGCGCAUCACCUGUAAGAACAUUAUCGUCGUCACCAAGAUCUGAUUCCCGAAUGGAACAGGAGGUGAAUGAUCCGUUAAGCAAGAAUACAUCCAAUGAGGAUUAUAUGAAGCAUCGUCGUAUCGAACUACUCUCUAGGCGGGUCAGAGCCAGUUCACUGUCUGAAGCAACAGACGCUGUAGAUCCGGGCACAUUACGGACAAUGCUUUCUCGGCUGUCGUACAGAGAUCGACGGAAAUCCUCUAGUCCUACUCACGUUGCACGAUCACGACCAAAAUCCGAAACAGAUCGUCGCCCGCCAAAGCUUUGUUUCCUGAAACAAGAAGAGCAACUCAGCAUCGAACUAGGGCCAAUGAGCCCUGUCUGGGAUAAUUUUAUAGAGGGUGGUCGUAAUGACUUCAACUUCGGAGUAGAUCUUGAAAAAGGUCUAGACGAAUCAUGGAUACUUGAUGGCGAUAAUUUAAUUGAUAUCAAAGCGCGAUCAACAAUGUGCUCACUUAUGAUUAGUGGACUAUUUUGUGGGCAGUCAAUCGAAUGUCAUGUUCCUUUUGAUAUACGCAAGCUACUAACCAGAGGACCGAGGAUACACACUGAAGAGGAGGACGUAUGGGAAGAGACUAUUCACCAGCUUGCCGCCAAAAAUCUUGUACAAGACUUGGAAUUGUUGGAAAUGCAAGCGAUCCGAGACGAAGUAUCAAGAACAAGUCUAAGUGACAUGCCAAGUGACGAGGCAUUCAAACUUCACACGAAGGUCGUCGACGUGAGCCAAUCAGCAAACGUUAUCUCCAAACACACAGCAUUUAUUUCCAUCGAUCAAGAAACUGAUGAACCUCUACCAUGCUUAGUGCAGGUGCAACCGAACUCGAAAGCAGUAAAGCAGUGCACUACAAGAAGGCACUCCAACCAUCAAAGUUAUUCCAGUGGUUUUGGUGGUAAAUUUUCGAACUCGUUUACCGAAUCUGAAGACGAUGCAUUUUCAUCUGGUUAUGUCUUGACUUGGAUAUCAGGCUUCGAAGUAGAAGGUCGGCCUCCAAGUCCAGUUGGCUCCACAAUAUCAGAACCAGUACGCUGGAACGGAGCCUACGUAUCCCAAAAGGGUCGUAUAUAUGACCUGACAUCUAACAGUAAAUCUUUGUACAAGCCGAUUUCAAGUAUAAACAUCCCAAUACCAAGGCCAAAGUUUGCAAAUAUUGGUGCCAAACUGGGAAAGAUUCGCCGACGCCUUGGUACACCAACAAAACGUCCAAUAUUCGCGAAUAUCCAGAACACGCGUGCACGUACAGCAAGUCUUGAAUGUGUUGAGCUGUUCUCAAUAGUUGAACAACAAUUAGCUUGUGGAGCCUGGAACUUGAAUAUACAUCUUGCAGACAUAAUGGAGAUUCCACUUGAAAAACUACGGAACGCAUCGCCGUUGUGUAUGGUAGACAGUCGGCUAGAAUGCCAAUGCACACGAGAUUCAUUCGUGAAAGAUGGUUCCGAUUUACAUGACUCUGUUUUUGGCAGUGAGAUUCGGACUUCUGAUAGUGGAUACAGAUCAUUUUUAUCUGCAGACACAUCCCCCGAUUUGCAAACAAACUCUUCUCUGCUUCUUAGCACAGGUAUACCCUCAAGGAGUUCUGCAGCACCGUUGACGGAUUCGAGGUCACCGAAUACAAACACUUGGGAGUCUGGUGGAGUUUUUACGCCAGACGUGGAUUUGGAGCAGCGAUUGUGGGGCACUGCCUUAGCUAUAAUAUGGCUUCAUCAUAGUUGCUCAAACCUUAAAGCAGAGUGGGACCUGAUCUGUUGCAAAGCGCAUCGAUGGCUAGGAAACCAGCGUCUUCCAAUGGGUUAUGACGUACCUGGAUUAAAGGCAGCCGCGUACCAGGUUUACUUACUGCUUAAAAGGUAGCGAGUACAUCAACAACGAAAUGAAGAAUACACCAUAAUUAUUCUUUCACUAAGUAAAGCAGUGUCUCAACCGCCUGGAAAUAUACCUACUUAUAUAUGUUGCCUCCACCAACGCCUAUAUUAAAAUUAUCAACUUUAAGUUUUAACGUUUCUGUAUCUUGAACAUUGUUUUACUAUUAUUCUCCGAUUAGAAUUUUACAAGAGGAUAAACUUAUAUUAGAUUUAUGAUUAUAAUUGCUUUGUAUUGAACGCACCUCAGAGCUGUGAUGAGGUGCCACUGUUACAAAAGUGCAGAUUCAAUAAAUUAUUAUAAUUAUUAGGAAAAUGUCCUAAUUGUUGUCAAGUUACUUGGUUUAUUCAUAAUCUUGUCCUCAGUAUUUAAAUUAAAUAUACGCAAAAAAAUUAAUGAAUGUUCAUAUUGGAUACUUGUUAUAUGUUAUUACGUUCUAUUAUAGUAACCUGAGUAUAUGUUUUAUCUAUUAUGUCUCUUUAUACAGUUUCUUGUACUCUAUGGUAAAAUCUAUAAAAUGUGUAAUAUAUACGUUUCCGCAUAAAUUUGCUAUACGAAGACCGAGUAAUCCAAUUCACACGUAUAAGAUUUUUGUCAAAUGUAACAACUUUUUAAGGAUUGGCGCAUGUGAAAGCUUUUUAAGUACCAAUCUCCGUAAUUCUCUGAGUUUUCCCAAUAGUGUCGUAAUAUUUACCCGAGAAAGAUUACGACAUGUUCAGAGAUGUGUGAGUUGUGUUUUCUCAGUAGUAAUAUUUCAGGAUUACUUUUUAUAUGUUGUUACAUUUCAUGUACCUGUAAAUUGGGUAUUAAUGUCCUAUACUAGACCUACAUGUGCUGGAUAUGUUGAUGUUUAUUUAUUGCAACUAGUCUGAAUUUAUAAUUACCAUAAUUUCACCUCUCCAUAUAAUUAAUGAAAUAGCCAUUGUCAAUACUAAAAUAUAAUGACGUAGAUGAAUAUAAAAUAGACAUUAUAGAUAUUUCGUAUUAUACAUUCAGAUUGUUAUACUUUCAGAUAGGUGUCAAUGGUCAAUGAAUAGCCGACUUCAUAUAAAAAUGAACUUUGUACUGAGUGUUGAGUUGUUUUGAAAAUUGUGAUAAAGACAGGUUGUUUUUUUUUUUUGUGAGGCUAAUAUGAUAACGUGUGCGCGUUUAAUUGUCAUAAUAAGGAGGCAAAUCACUGUAGAGUAAUUAUUGUGAGCGUUUGUUUCGUUGUUAUAGGCAUAGAAUGAUACUUCCAACAAAUCAGGGGCAUGUAUUACUGAAUUCAUUAAUGUCGUGACUAUAAGAUAGCAGCCAACCAGAAGUAUUUUUACCGCAUGCGUUUAAAUUGUAUCUAAAUAGGCUAUGAUAAAUGUCUUACGAAAAUGUCGAACCAUAUGCAUACAUUUCAUAAUCUUCUUAUAUGGCAUAGUGUUUGAUCCAGGGGUAUUACUCCAAAGCGCAUACAGGUAGUAUAUUGCAAUAUGCCCUAUAUACGUACAUUUUUAAAAUUAUUAUUCAUAAAAUAAUUAUAAUAAGUUAUUUGCACUGAAAAAGUACUUAAUUACUAAAAUAUAAUUAUGCUACUUAUGGAAAUUGUACAAAUAGUAAUACAGUAAUACCGUAUUACUAUCACUAUGUUCAUUACGGUACUUAUCAUUAUGAAACGUUUAAUAGUUAUAGAUCUACGUGUUUAUAGCAAUAUUUUACAUCAUUUUAAGCCAACCAGUCGUUAAUGGAAACUAGACAAAAGAUAAAUUGAAUAACAUAUAUUGUAUUAUUGUUUAAUAAUGUAAGUAACUAUUUGACUACUGUACUAUAUAAAAGAUUAUUAAAAUAUACACCAGAAGACAGUCUAAGUUACUGUAUUUGAGAAUAUUGCUUUUCAAAAAAGCAAUUUCAUUAUCUAUCUUGUUCAGUGUUCAAUGUCGUAGCCAGAUGUUGGGACAGUCCCACACAAUUGUUCUAUUUGUUCCACAAAAAAUGGGUCCACAUUUUAAAAAUGAGUCCAGAUUUCUCAUAUUUUGUGUGUAGUCGGUCAACUUUAAAGAAAAUGGGUCCCUGAUAUUGUCUCACACAGUUUGCAAAUCCUAGUUAUCGACAUUGUCAGUGUUGGAUGGUCCCACGUGAGGAAAUGGAAACUAGUUUAAAUAGAACUAUAUUUUCUCCUGACAAGUACAUAGAACAACGUUUCAUAAUAUAUUCUCCACCUAUCACCGGGUUCACAUAUGUAUAUAGACAGAAUAAAAACAUUUAGAAGGAA
Molecule: messenger RNA, 6075 nt
Organism: Anneissia japonica
Lineage: Eukaryota; Metazoa; Echinodermata; Crinoidea; Comatulida; Comatulidae
Product: von Willebrand factor A domain-containing protein 5B1-like
Exons: 10
Coding region: 57-3824 (1255 amino acids)
Source: RefSeq, a predicted model, not a curated record